This is a messenger RNA of Ceratina calcarata, 542 nucleotides long. RefSeq names its product chloride channel protein 2-like. Lineage: Eukaryota; Metazoa; Arthropoda; Insecta; Hymenoptera; Apidae. The coding region runs from base 167 to 481 and encodes 104 amino acids. The transcript has 2 exons. Gene Ontology annotation, molecular function: voltage-gated chloride channel activity. Gene Ontology annotation, biological process: transmembrane transport; chloride transport. The record is from RefSeq and is a predicted model, not a curated record. Gene Ontology annotation, cellular component: plasma membrane.
ACUUGUUUCAAAAGAAAUAUGUAUUUUAAGAAAUAUGUAAAUAUGUGUUACUUGAACCUUUCAGUUCAUCUUCUCCAUUAUAAGCUCGACGGUGCCGGUCCCGUCAGGUAUUUUCAUCCCGGUGUUUAAAAUCGGAGCCGCGCUGGGUCGGUCCGUAGGCGAGGCGAUGGCACUCUGGUUCCCAAACGGGGUCCGUUACGGCGGCGUCAUAACUCCUAUCGUGCCCGGUGGUUAUGCUACUGUAGGCGCGGCAGCGUUCUCCGGCGCGGUGACCCAUACGAUCUCUGUCAGCGUUAUCGUGUUCGAGAUGACCGGUCAAAUCACCCACAUCGUACCAAUAAUGAUCGCCGUGCUGAUCAGCAACGCGAUCGCCGCCCUUCUUCAACCGAGCAUAUACGACAGCAUCAUACUAAUUAAAAAGCUACCAUACCUGCCCGAUCUGCUACCCUCCAGUUCAGCUUUCCAAAGGCGAUCCAGGUAGUAAGAAUAAUCAAAAUUGAAUUAGUUGUAAAUUAGAAGUGAGUUGGAUAGAGGAGAAUCGU